Suricata suricatta (meerkat) is the source of this 3704-nucleotide messenger RNA. It is a transcript of the gene ASB3, whose product is annotated as ankyrin repeat and SOCS box containing 3. Gene Ontology annotation, biological process: intracellular signal transduction. Gene Ontology annotation, molecular function: protein binding. Lineage: Eukaryota; Metazoa; Chordata; Mammalia; Carnivora; Herpestidae. The coding region runs from base 517 to 2094 and encodes 525 amino acids. The record is from RefSeq and is a predicted model, not a curated record. The transcript has 12 exons.
GACAUAUCAACAUCCGGGGCCGCCAAGCCGUCCGCCUACGGAAGCCCGGACGCGGUUGGCGUUCUCGCGGUUGGGGGGAGAGGAGAAAUCGAACUUGGUGGCCUCUGGGGAGCGGACUUCGGAAGACCCCGCCUCGGACCAGGCCUUUACGCGCGGAAGUGGCGGCCCCGAGAGCCGGGGAAGUCCACUUUCCAGAUCAGGGACCCGUAACCAAAAACCCACAUCGCUUCCUGGCUCCUCCGCUGCGGCGUGGGUCGACCCUCAGCUCUACGUCUGCGUUGCCGGCACCGGCGGGCACUGCAGCCUCACAGACCCUGGAUCCAGGUCCUCCUGUGAGAGGGGAGACAUCUCCCACCCCAGUUCGUGUGGCCUUUCCGAGGAAGGGCCCCUAACCCGUGUGGGAUCCGUGGAGCUCAAGAUUUUUUGCCUUUGGAGACAGAAGUGACCCUGGGGAAAGGGUAGAAGGCACCACAGCGACCUGGUAACUCCGUGCACAGACCAAGACUGGUCAAAGGAAUGGAUUUUACAGAGGCUUACUCUGACACAUGCUCCACAGUUGGACUUGCUGCCAGGGAAGGCAAUGUUAAAGUCUUAAGAAGACUGCUCAGAAAAAAACAUAGCGUUGAUGUUGCUGAUAACAGAGGAUGGAUGCCAAUUCAUGAAGCAGCUUAUCACAACUCUGUAGAAUGUUUACGGAUGUUAAUUCAUGCAGACCCAUCUGAAACCUACAUGGCGAAAAGGACGUUUGAAGGCUUUUGUGCAUUACAUCUUGCUGCAAGUCAAGGACAUUGGAAGAUUGCACACAUUCUUUUAGAAGCUGGGGCAGAUCCUAAUGCAACUACUUUAGAGAAAACCAUGCCACUGUUUUUAGCUGUUGAAAAUGGACAUAUAGAUGUGUUAAGACUGUUGCUUCAAUAUGGAGCAAAAGUUAAUGGAUCCCAUUCUAUGUGUGGAUGGAAUGCUUUGCAUCAGGCUACUUUUCAGGAUAAUGCUGAGAUCAUAAAAUUGCUCCUUAAGGAAGGAGCAAACAAGGAGUUUGAGGAUGACUUUGGAAUCACACCUUUAUUUGUGGCUGCUCAGUAUGGCAAGCUAGAAAGCUUGAGAAUACUUAUUUCAUCAGGUGCAAAUGUCAAUUGUCAAGCAUCGGACCAAGCUACUCCCUUAUUCAUCGCUGCUCAGGAGGGCCACACAAAAUGUGUCGAGCUUUUGCUGUCCAGUGGGGCAGAUCCUGAUCUUUACUGUAAUGAGGAUGACUGGCAGUUACCUAUUCAUGCAGCUGCACAAAUGGGCCAUACAGAAAUCUUGGAAUUGUUAAUACCACAUACCAGCCGGGUUUGUGACACUGGGCCAGACAAGGUGAGCCCCGUUUACUCCGCCGUGUUCGGGGGGCACGAAGCGUGCCUAGAAAUGUUACUGCAGCAUCACUACAGCCCAGACGCCCAGAAGUGCCUCUUCUUUGGGUUCAACUCUCCCAUGUGUAUGGCUUUCCAAAAGGACUGCGAGGUUUUGGGAAUUGUGAAUAUUCUUUUAAAAUAUGGAGCCCAGCUUAAUGAACUUCAUUUGGCGUAUUGCCUGAAGUAUGAGAAAUUUUUAAUAUUUCGCAACUUUUUGAAGAAAGGUUGUCCCUUGGCACCAUGGAACCAUAUUUCUGAAUUUAUAACUCAUGCACUGAAUGCACAGACAACUUAUAAGAAAUGGCUGCCAUCUCUCCUACUUGCUGGCUUUGACGCACGGAAGCUACUCUGCAGUUCAUGGAUUAACUCAGUCAGUGAUGAAAUCCUCAUCUUCACUUUGGAGUUUACCAAUUGGAGGACACUUCCUCGAGCUGUUGUAAAGAUGAUCUCCACUCGUGCCCCAAACUCUUCUUUGGCUCUGCAGCAACACGUUGCCUCUUUUCCAUCCCUUACUCACCUUUGUCGUUUGAAAAUUCGGUCCAGUCUCAAACCAAAACACCUACAGUCUGACAGUUUUAUUCGUCAGUUUCUAAUUCCCAGAAGUCUACAUAAUUAUUUGCUCUAUGAAGAUGUUAUGAGGAAGAAUGCCAUUCCAGAACUGACAGCUAUUGAAGAUGGAAAAAUCAACAAAGCUACUUAAUGCAGCUCCUGUCUUACUCUGAAAACUACCAAAACAAAGAGCCAUGCAGUACAAAUUCUUCAUGAUUUCAUAGUCAUAAAAGAUGGUUUUUGUUUGUGUGGUUGGUUAGCUUUUGGAGGGACAGUAGUACAAUGUAAAUGUUUACAACGGGGCUUUCUGGUAAAAAAAAAAAUACUGUAAAUCUCACUAAUGUUACCUUAUUGCAGAUUCACCAGCACAUUUUAUGUAGUAAAUUCAUAUAUGUAACUGUUUUCCACUUUGUUCUGUUAAUGAACUAUGAUGCUGCUUCUAGUGCUGAACAUGGCAUUAUUUCCACUUAUGAUUCUGUGUUUACCUUGGGCUAGGAGCUUAGAAUGGUUUGCAUAAAACUUUCCUGGAAGUGUACACAUAAUGGUGUUGAAACUAUUAUUGUUUUAUUGACUGCUGACUAUCUCAUAAGUAUGUUCAUUCUCAUCUCUUAAUUCGAUCAGUUUUAUGAAGAAUUGCUGUUCAUUGGCUUUUCACUGAUAAACUCAGGGGAGAAUUUUUAAAAGAAUAUAGAAAAUUAAUAAUUGUUUUGCCCUCCCAGUUCCUUGAUACUCUCUUUGGUUAAAAGAAACUCCCAUUUCUGCAAUGGCAAAAACAGAUGUAACUCAAGGAUAGGCUCAGUUGAGAAAAAUCAGGUCAGUAUUGAAAUUAAUGAGCAUUUAACCACCUUUAGAAUACUCCUCAGGAGGCUGAGAGGGCAUUUCUGUGGCACCAUCUUUACAGAAAGAAAGCUGCGUAUUUCUGAGUCACACAGUACCAAAUAAAACACAUAAGCUCCAUUCACCCUCUAAAUCAGAGGGCAGCUUUGAUCCUAUGAAGCAAUGACUGCCAGUUAUAUUAAUAUUAUAGUGUCUUUUCUUUUUAUUAUCUAGAUAGGUUAUCAAAUAGUCUUUUAUCCUAUGAAAUUUAGGCCUCAGAAUCCUAGAGUAAUCAGACACCACCUCACUGGUUUUACAGUUGUUCAUUAUGAAUCUAUAGUCAAAGAAGACUAAACACUGGAUUGGGUUAACUAUGGUAAGAUGCUGUUGUCAGGACCAACCUUGAAAGAAAGUUUAUGAAAGCAUUACUGUCAUGACAGACAACUAGAAAUUGGGUCCACAGGAAGGCAGGUCUUCUAUCCUGUUGGGAUUCUGUGGAUUGAAAUAGAUGGGAGUGUGUCAGUCAGGUCCUUCUCUGAAAGGCCUUUGCUAUUUGAUAAAUAGCAGUGAUGAAGUCAGAUCAAAUGAUGGAAGCAUUGUUAAGGUCCAGAGAUACAACUGAACUCAGUGCAGAUUAGAGCUAUGGUUGCUGCCUCUGGGUGGAGUUAGAGUUUGAAUGCGGGCAUACAGGCAGAAAGACUUGUAGAUACGGAAAACCAGGUAGAAAUUCUGAUAUGUAACAGGGAAAUUCCAAGAAUUUGUGUACUAUGUAGUAAUUUUUAAAUGUUGUCCUAAUCUUUAUUUUUCCAAACCCCAACACUCUGUUUUUUAACAUAACUGGUUUAAUAUUACGGCCAAAUGCACAUAAAAUGUUUACAUUUGAGGGUGAAUCUUGUGGUUUUGUUCAUGUUCAAAUAUGCAAUAAAAAUUAAACUAUUCAUAACA